Moneuplotes crassus is the source of this 1334-nucleotide messenger RNA. Lineage: Eukaryota; Ciliophora; Spirotrichea; Euplotida; Euplotidae. The record is from the annotation of a GenBank genome assembly.
AUGGAUAACAUAGGAGUACACCCUCACCAUCUUCCAGACUUUACCUCCAAAGUUCUUGGUGUCAUGCAGAGCAAAGGAGUCCGUAGAAAUAUACUUGUUGAGUUAAAGCAUGAUCAGGGAUUUUAUAAAUUUUGUUCAGAAUGGAUAUCUCAAAGAUGGGACUUAGAAGAUAUUGGUCAUAAUGUUUCAACCAAAGACCUUAUUUUUGAGUUGAGGAAUAAAAUUAAAUCACAGGAGCAAUUGAUAGAUGAAUGGAGGAUGCCUCAUCUACAAGAUGUUGAAAAAUCUUUAUUAUUAAAAUCUAAAGUAUUAAAGCAAGAUCUUCUUACAAUCAAAACGAUAAAUAUAUGAGGAUUAAAUAAUAAGUUUAUUGCAGGACCAGAUUUAUUAUUUAACCCUCAAUUGCAUAACCAUUGGAAGCUUGGCAAAUGAGUGUAUUUUCAAUAUCCAAGUUGAACUGGAGUUAAGUUGAUCUUUUCACAAAAAUAUGGAAGGAAAGCUCAUAGCUUCUUCAAAAAUUUAUUUCCAAGACUAACUCAAUGGCUCAAGCUAUUUUCACGGAACCGAAUAGAUAAUCAAGCAUCAUUAAGAAACAUUGGAAAUUGGUUAACUCAGGUUGAAAAAAUUGCUUUUAGAGUGACUACCGAUAUUCAUUUCGAAGGAUUUUUAAUUAAUAGAAGACAACUCAAAAGAAUUUUUGGGUUUUCAGCAAAUAAAAAAAGUCUCUCACUAAUCAAUUGUAAGAUUGAGUUAGAUAUUGUUCCAGAUUCUGCAAUGGCUUUCAAGAACUGUACAAUCCAGAUAUUAAAUAUUGACUUGCACUGGAGUAAUUUAAAUCAAACCCAUCUAGUAAGGCUGGAGCAUUUUCAAAAUCUUAUUAAUGGAUUAUCACAAUCAGAAGAUUUGAAAGAGAGUCUUCAAGAACUAUAUUUUUCUAAUACUGGCCUGGCAGAUAGCAUUGUUUCAGACAUAAUAGAAGUAAAUCAAUUCUCACAAUGUCAAUCUUAUGAUAUAUAAUUCCAUUAUUGCGAUCUUCAAAGUUUCAAAACUAUUUGUCCACUAAACUGUUAAACUCGCUCACAAAUUAAAAUGGGGAGUAAUUAUAGAAAAUUUAUGUUUCUAGUUUUAACAACACCUAUCCUGUACUUGAUCUCCUCAUAAAGUUGCUGAAAGUUCUAGAACAAAAAAUAGUUACCUUAAAACAGACCUUAGUGUGCAAUGCUUCAAGAAAUUCCCCCUAUAUUCGUUGAUAAUCAAGCCUUUUUGAGUUUUGUUCAAAUUCGGUGAGCAAACUUUAGUUUAAAAUAAUAUAAAGAGUAUUUGAGACUUAAUGA